Molecule: messenger RNA, 598 nt
Organism: Echinops telfairi (small Madagascar hedgehog)
Lineage: Eukaryota; Metazoa; Chordata; Mammalia; Afrosoricida; Tenrecidae
Product: beta-glucuronidase-like
Exons: 4
Coding region: 7-519 (170 amino acids)
Biological process (GO): glucuronoside catabolic process; carbohydrate metabolic process
Molecular function (GO): beta-glucuronidase activity; carbohydrate binding; signaling receptor binding
Source: RefSeq, a predicted model, not a curated record
GUGGUGAUGUGGUCUGUGGCCAAUGAGCCUGCCUCCGCCCUGCCGCCUGCUGGCUACUACUUCAAGACAGUGAUUGCCCACACCAAAGCUCUGGACCCCACAGGGCCCGUGACCUAUGUGACCUUCACCAGCUAUGCCACAGACCUGGGGGCCCCGUAUGUGGACGUGAUCGGCAUCAACAGUUACCAUUCCUGGUAUCAUGACUCUGGAUACUUGGAAGUGGUUCCCAUACAGCUGACCUCCCAGUUGGAGGCCUGGCACAGCACCUACCAAAAGCCCAUCAUUCAGAAAGAGUACGGGCCUGACGCCAUCGCAGGGUUUCACCAGGACCCGCCCCUCAUGUUCAGUGAGGAGUACCAGCGGAGCCUCCUGGAGCAGUACCACCUGGUCCUGGACCAGAAGCGCCGCGAGUAUGUGGUGGGCGAACUGAUCUGGAACUUUGCGGACUUCAUGACCGCCCAGUGUAAGUGGAUGGGAAGGGCCUUUGCUGGGCUGUGGUCUCGGGGCAUCAGGCGGUAAGAAGAGCUGGUCUAGUAGGUGUGGGCUGAGCAGAGCAACUUGCAUGCUGGGGCCUUUGCAGCUGCAAAUCACUCCCUCA